Messenger RNA from Lodderomyces elongisporus, 2856 nucleotides. It is a transcript of the gene SMP2, whose product is annotated as phosphatidate phosphatase. The coding region runs from base 1 to 2856 and encodes 951 amino acids. The record is from RefSeq and is a predicted model, not a curated record. Lineage: Eukaryota; Fungi; Ascomycota; Pichiomycetes; Serinales; Debaryomycetaceae. Gene Ontology annotation, molecular function: phosphatidate phosphatase activity. Gene Ontology annotation, cellular component: nucleus. The transcript has a single exon. Gene Ontology annotation, biological process: fatty acid catabolic process; triglyceride biosynthetic process.
AUGCAGUACGUUGGAAAAGUUGGCGGAUAUGUAUACAACCAGUGGAACUCACUCAACCCUGCAACCUUAUCUGGCGCAAUAGACGUGAUUGUUAUUGAACAUCCUGAUGGUACACUCCAUACUUCCCCAUGGCACGUUCGAUUUGGUGUAUUUCAAAUCUCGAAACCGUCGCAAAAGAAAAUUGACUUGUACGUGAAUGAUGUAAAGACAAAUUUACCAAUGAAGUUAGGUGAAGGUGGAGAGGCACAUUUUGUUUUUGAAGCAGAUGAUAGUGACCAUUUGUUGUCGCAAAGCGUCUUGACAUCACCAGUGCUUUCACCUGUAUCAUCACCAGGUAGUUCUCCGGCAGGCAGUGAUCAGGAGCCGGAUGAACUUGAUCUUAACGAGAAGAUUAAAUUGAGUGAUUUACCAAGCCCAGCAAGACCGCAGAGUCCGUCGCAGAAAGCUAGAUUAGUUAUGGAGAAUGCUAGAAAGUUGACCAAAAAAUUGAAUAUCCCAACAAAAUUAGAUGUUAAUGGAGAUAUGUUGAUCGAUAUGGAUGGAUACAAAGCCAACUCACAGAAGAAUAUAGACAAUUCUGGCGAACUAUUUAAAAAAAUUUUUAUGCAAGAAGUUGAUGGCGAAAAUACCACAAAUGAUGGUGCAAUGAAAGCAUGGGAUCAGUUGAUUACAAAGGACGAAAAUGGGAAUAUCAGAAUUUCAAAUGUUACUGAUCCAGAUACAGGCAGUACUGAAGAGGCACAAAUCCCUGCUGCAGUUGAAAGCCCAAGUGGUUCAAGUGGUCUUAGUGGACCUGGGGAAAUUGGGGACUCCGGGGAAGCUGGCGAAGCUGGUGAAGCUGGUGGACUUGGUGGACUUGGUGGACCUGGUGGACCUGGUGGACCAAGUAGUCCAACUACAGCUACCACUCUAAGUACUGUGUUAACCACUUCGUCUUCAUCUACUCAAGACUCUUCCAUGAAAAGCGACAAGAUUUAUUUCAAGACAUUGAGGCUUACGUCUGAUCAAUUAUCAAAGAUGAAUUUGCAUUAUGGUGAGAACUCCAUAAAAUUCAAAUCGAGAGAAGGCAAUUCGCAAGUAUCUGCAAAUUUGUUCCUUUGGAAAUCGACAACGCCAAUUGUUAUUUCCGAUAUAGAUGGUACAAUCACUAAGUCGGAUGCAUUAGGCCAUGUACUAAAUCUUAUUGGAAGAGACUGGACUCAUCCGGGUGUCGCAAGUCUUUUCCAAGAAAUUAAACAAAACGGGUAUCACAUUGUUUAUUUAACAGCUAGGUCAUUGGGACAAUCCGAUUCAACACGACAAUAUUUACAAGGCGUUAGCCAAGAUGGCAUUAAGCUACCGUCUGGACCGGUUAUUCUCAGUCCCGAUCGUACAUUUGCUGCUCUCAAAAGAGAAGUCGUAUUGAAGAAACCCGAGGUUUUCAAGAUGGCUUGUUUAUCGGAUAUUAGAAAUUUGUAUUUUGAAAACACUGAAAAUGAUGCCGAUACAGAUGACGAAGAUAAUAGGCAGACUCCUUUCUAUGCCGGAUUUGGAAAUAGAAUUACUGAUGCUAUUAGUUAUAGAUCUGUUCAUAUCCCAAGUCAUCGAAUUUUCACUAUUAAUCCCAAUGGCGAAGUGCAUAUGGAGCUUUUAGAAUUGGCGGGUUACAAAUCAUCCUACCUUCACAUUGGUGAAUUAGUCGAUCAUUUUUUUCCACCAAUUAAAGAGGUUAGUUCGAUAUCUAAUUAUUGGAAUAACGCACAAUGGUCAGAAUAUAUGCAGAAUCACGAUACUGCGAAUUACGGAGAUGCAAGGUCCAUCAGAUCAGGAUAUCUGCCAGGACCAGGAUCACCAGGAUCACCCGGAUCGCCAAGAUCACCAGGGUCUCCAAGAAGUUUUAUGGAAGAAUACAAGACCGAUGAGAGAUACAAUGAUGUUAAUUAUUGGAAAACUCCACUUGAUUUUGAUGAUUUAAGUGCAAGUGAAUUGGAGGAUAGCGACGAGGAGCUUGACAAACAGAAGAAUAAAAACUUCAAGAAGAAUGAAAAACUUUCCAAGCUUUCACAUAACAAGAAUGACAAUACCACGGCGCACAAGGAUAACCCAGACUUGCUUCAAAAAGUAGUUACAAACUCAUCAAGUACUUCUUCGGAACGGCCUUCCUCAUCAUCAACUUUUGCAUCACCGUUGAAAAAUUUUAUGAAGUUUGGCAAGAGAAGGCAAGAAAAAGAUAAUGAAGAAAACAACAAAACUGGUAAUAAUCACAAUACUGGCAAUAGCAAUACCAAGAAUGGUGACGACGACGACGACGACGACGACGACGAAGACGAGUAUCUUGAAGAUGCCACCAAUAUCGAUGAGGAGGAUUUCACGGAAGAUGAUGAAGAUUAUGAUACCGAUGAAGAUUACGAUGAAGAUGAUUACGACGAGGAUGAAGAUGCAGACUAUGUAGACGACGAAGAGGAGUAUGAAGACGAAGACGAAGAUGAAGAUGAGGACGAAGAUGAGGGAGAAAGUAGCUUUGAUGAUGGCGAUGAAGGUGAAGACAAGAAUAAUAUUUUAGACAGAAAGGUCGAGGAUUCCGGUGGUAAUGCGGAAGUAACUGGCAGCAAAAGUGAAAGUAAUCAGUCUACACGAGGCAGCAACAGCAACCGCACAGCCAAUAAUGAUAAAAUUGAGAAUAUUCGUCCAAAUACACUGAAAUUGCACGAUUUAGAGAAGAACAACAAAGCGCUGGAAAAGCUGAACUCAUUCACAGCUUUGGGCGAUAGAGUUGCCGAUGCCGCUGCAGCCGCUGAAGCUAUUUAUGAGAAACAGGAUAAGACAGCUAAAGAAGAGCAAGGGGUUACAAACAAAAUAGAAGGGUUGCAGAUUUAA